Striga hermonthica is the source of this 549-nucleotide messenger RNA. Lineage: Eukaryota; Viridiplantae; Streptophyta; Magnoliopsida; Lamiales; Orobanchaceae. The record is from the annotation of a GenBank genome assembly.
AUGGCGUCAGAGAAGAAAUUAUCGAACCCGAUGAGAGAGAUUAAGGUUCAGAAGCUCGUUCUCAACAUCUCCGUCGGCGAAAGCGGCGAUCGUCUCACAAGAGCUGCUAAGGUGUUGGAGCAACUCAGUGGCCAAACCCCUGUUUUCUCCAAGGCAAGGUAUACUGUACGUUCCUUUGGGAUUCGGCGUAAUGAAAAAAUUGCUUGCUACGUCACGGUUAGAGGUGACAAGGCAAUGCAACUCCUUGAGAGUGGCUUGAAGGUCAAGGAAUAUGAGCUCUUGAGAAGGAACUUCAGCGAGACUGGCUGUUUUGGUUUUGGAAUUCAGGAACACAUUGAUCUUGGAAUUAAGUAUGACCCUUCAACUGGUAUUUAUGGAAUGGACUUUUACGUUGUUCUGGAACGCCCUGGGUACCGUGUAGGCCGUCGUCGCAGGUGCAAGUCCCGUGUUGGGAUCCAGCACAGGGUCACUAAGGAUGAUGCCAUGAAGUGGUUCCAGGUGAAAUAUGAGGGAGUUAUCCUUAACAAGGCUUCAAACAUAGGAGCUUAG